This is a messenger RNA of Folsomia candida, 3281 nucleotides long. Its product is annotated as collagen alpha-1(I) chain. Lineage: Eukaryota; Metazoa; Arthropoda; Collembola; Entomobryomorpha; Isotomidae. The transcript has 9 exons. The record is from RefSeq and is a predicted model, not a curated record. The coding region runs from base 324 to 2561 and encodes 745 amino acids.
AAGGGCUCUCUCUCUCUCCUCUUGACUGCCGAGAUCUAUCUUGGUCCUCAUAUAUAAGGCUUCCCCUGCAAAUUGUUCCAUUUCAGUCGACGUUCCCAUUUUUCACACACCGACCGUCAUGUGCACGCCAUCCCGUCGUCGUAAAUGAGCAAGGAAAGCAACGACGGCAUCAUUUUUUUAGCAAUUUCUCGAACACUAGUAAAUUGUGCACGGGUGAAAUUGUGGAGAAUUGAACUGUGUGAAAAGAAACAGAGUGAGACUUGGACACUGACUUUGGUGGCUUGGUUGGAUCUUGACCGGAAUCGGGACGCUAUUUUAGGAACAUGUUGAUCAAGGCGACGCUACGGACGAGUUUUCUCGCGGUGGUCGUCCUCGUGAUCCUGACCCCCAGGGCGGACGCGUCCCCAAAAGUCGUAGGAAACAGGAAGGACUCCGAUGACGCGGAUGGAACAGUGGCCGUCCUUAAUAUUCAGGAUCAUAAUAAGACGCAGUACCUGAAUCAGAAUUUUGAUGGAGGAAAUUACAAUUAUGGUUACGAUAUCAAACCGUCGGGUCCCUUGGGACAGUUUCACCAUGAAAAUAAAGCCGUGGACGAAGUAGUUUACGGUUGCUAUGGCUACCUCGAUCCCAAUGAAGAGGACCAAAUCACCUUUUACAUUUCCGAUGCGUGGGGUUAUCGUCCAGUGAAGCAGGAACAACCGGUCGAGAUUUUCUACCCGGCCGAUAACCCGGAAGGGACAGGACAUCACAAUGGCAAAUUGACACCCUGGGCGGACAUCGUCUUUCCGGAAAAAUGCAUCUAUUUCGCCAAAGAAAUUGCGGCCGCGGUACCGAAAAAGGCGUCAACGGCGUCAAGCAGAAGACCGAUCGGUGUGUCGUAUUCCUCAACACUGCAACAAUCUCCGCAUACGACGACGCCACUGCUUCCGUUCACGUCGUCACCUGCGCUGAAACAACAAUCGACCCAUACCUCGUCGUCGCCACCAUUUACGCCAUCGUCACCGACGGUGCGAGGAGGAGGAAGUGGGGGUGCGCCAACUACGACGAAUCCAUUUGCUGGAGGGGACCGAAGGAGACCAAAUUCAUUUUUGAAUCCGGGCUUCAAAUCCAUCACGAAUACACCGACGGCGUUGGCUAGUGAAGCUAUUGGGAGCAAUAGUGGAGGCAUCGAUGGGUCGCCGGGACCAGCUGGUGCUCCAGGUCGAUCUUUUGUGGGACCUUAUUCUCCAGGACGUUCCGGAAUUAAUGGAGGCAAUGGUGCCCCCGCUGGACCAGGCGGUGCUGGAGGACCAGGCGGCAGCGGUGGAUCCAGUUCUGUAGGACCAGCCGGACAUGGUGGCGCUGGAGGUCUCGGUGGAGGAGGUGGACGUUCGCAGGAUGGCCCAGGAGGAAAUGCUGGGCCUGGAGGGAGUGGUGGAUCGGGAGGAUCGGGUGGAGGACAGGCCCCCGGUGGUCAUGGAGGAAGCGGAGGAGGAGGUGGAUUUGGUGGACAUGGAUUUGUCGGCGGUUCAGCAGGACCUGGUGGCAGUGGGGGAUCAGGUGGCAGUGGAGGCCUUGGGGGUCACGGAGGACAUGGCGGAUUUGGCGGCAGUGGUGGGGACGGAACUGACGGCGCAGGUGGUUCAGGUGGUAGUGGUGGGUCGGGAGGUCCAGGCGGUUCCGGAAGUAGUGGAGCGGCUGGGUCCGGUGGAAGUGGUGGUGCCGGCGGUCUUGGAGGCAGUAACGGUCCCUUCGGCGGCGGCGGUGGUGGUGCACGACCUUCCUACUCCACCGGAGCGAGCUACACGCCCCAACAUGACACCACUCCACCCGCUCGUAGCACUCCGUCCCGACCUUCACCCGUCGUAUCGACACAAUCUCGACCACCAGCAGUGGAUCCCGCCUACGCCAGCUACGAUGAAGGCUCAACCGUCGGAAUUACUCCGGACGCUCCUCAACCACCCGCUCCGUCUGCUUCUCUUCAGAGACAACCACCUCGCGGAACUUCAUCCUCCUCUUCCCCUCCUCCUUCCCGACCUUCCGCCGUAUUCCAGCAACAGCACCCAAAUCUCUCCUCCAACCCACCCCCACACCCGGCCGGUGGCGAAGGUGGCGAAGAAGACACAAAUUCACUCCCUCCAUUCCGCUACACCAAUUCUCCCGACCCCGUCCACUCCAGCAAUCCGUACACUGGAGGAGCAGGCACCCCACAAAACCAACACCCUUACCAACAACAGCCCUCUUCCCAUAACGUGGACGACAACGUGUACAACAAUCCCCCCACUUCGACAGAGGAGUAUUCCCCCCAACUACCAGCACUAGGCAACCCACCCCACUCGUUCGGCCACCACAAGUCUCAUCCCCCUUUACACGACCUCCCACCUCACCCUUCACCUCUGGUGGCGACAACACCGCUAAUCCUCCCCCAUCUCCAACCAGACGCCAGCAAGGCCGACCAACAACACCUCUGCAGCCUCACCAUCAUCAACAACAACCUUCUCAACCUCAACACGAAUCCGUCGCGGAGGGAAGCACGGUCGGAAUCUAUCCAGAUCCAACAUCUGGCGAACAAGCCUCCUUGACACCGAAUACUCAAGCAUACUCGCAUCCACCACAAGCACCUUCGACCACCAAUUAUCAGAGAGAAACGACCCGGUCGCACCCACAGACCAACCGACCAGCACCCAUAAAUCGGAACACGUUGAGACCAUCUUCUUCGCAUACGGAGAAGGACACUGAGCCCUACAGAAGACCGACCAACACGCACCGACCACAACCACAAUACUCUCAAGAACAGUUUAGCCAACCUCCUCCGCACAGUGGGGAGGGAUUUAACCCGGCCGAAUAUUAUGGCAAAAUUCCCGGCGCCGUGGUGUCCAACGUUCCUGUAAUUUUCUAUCCGGACUGCAACGCGGCUGCAUUUUCUCAACCGGCGAUCGUUCCCUAUUGUCCGGCAGCCGGACAGGGGACGUCAUGUCCGAACGAGUCUCCACUCCUGUCAUCGCAAGCCAACUUUCGACGAAGCGCGUACGUCGUACCGGCGACCGGGAGAAGGACGGCGAGACGAGUGGUGGGCGUUAAGCGGAGGGCGAACAGGCGGUUGAGAGAGUGAAAAAUAAGAAAAAUUUAAAAUUCUAUGAAAAAAUAUAUUUGAGGUGUUUCGGGCGAGAAAAAAUGUACCUGUAAUUUUUUUAAAGUUAAAAAUGAAUCGUCACACAACAAACAAGUGCGAUGAUGGAAUUGGAUUUUUUUAACAGGUUGAAAAAAUUAUCCAACUUCCAAACUGGUAAAAAUAAGGAUAA